Molecule: messenger RNA, 1726 nt
Organism: Nymphaea colorata (pocket water lily)
Lineage: Eukaryota; Viridiplantae; Streptophyta; Magnoliopsida; Nymphaeales; Nymphaeaceae
Product: F-box protein SKIP16
Exons: 6
Coding region: 113-1423 (436 amino acids)
Molecular function (GO): protein binding
Source: RefSeq, a predicted model, not a curated record
GACAUUUUCAUGGGCAGUUAUCAUACGCUGUUCUGAGGAGAGCCUUUGCAGAGUUGCUGUGACUGUGGCGAGAGAGAGAGAGACAGAGAGAGAGAGGCGGUGGCGAGAGAGAAUGGUUUUCUUGCAGGAUUGCGAAGAACUGGUGUUGCACAACGUCCUGUCGAAGGUGGGAGGUAGGCAUGCCGCCCAGCUCUCCUGCCUCUCAAAGUCCCUGAGGAAUGCCGCCUUGGAUGACAGCAUCUGGGCGUCCUUCUGCCUCGCCGAUUUCGGCAUCUCCGCUCCUCUGGACCAUCAUGGCAACCCAUCCCCUUCUUUCAAGGCAGCAUAUAAAACUUGGCAGGAGUCUUUUCACAUGUAUCCGCUGCCACUUGUGAGAAGAGUUAAAUCCUGUUGGGAUGCUAUUAAGAGCUGGGCAUCAGAAAAUUUUCCAGAACUAUUAUCUACACUGCAAAGAGGUGCAUCUGAAUCCGAAAUUAAUGAGAUGGAACAAAGAAUGGAAGUAAAAUUUCCUCUUGCAACAAGAAUCAUCUACCGAUUUGUCAAUGGCCAAGAAAUCAAGGACUUCGAUUUUUUUGAAAAUGAGCAAUUGGCUUCCUUGGGCCUUAUUGGUGGAUACUCCUUCUAUGAUCAUUCAGUGAAUGUGCAUCUGCUGCCUUUAAGUGAAAUAUUUAGGAAAACUAUGCAAUUAGCUUUCUUGUUUCCUUCUAAUAAGCAAAAAUGUGUUGUUAUGGCAGCUUCCUGUCACUUGAACAAGUUCUUUUUCCUGGAUUGUUCUAAUAGUCAGUUGUAUGUUGGUACUGGAAACCUUGCCAGUGGAGAAAUGAUGCCUUGUGUACCUAAGGAAUUGGUUCAAGCAGUCCCUAAUCAACAAGAUGCUUUGCUUCUGUGGCUAGAGGAAUAUGGUAGGCAUUUGCACAAGGGGAUGUAUAGAGUACGCAAAGAGCAGAAUAUCAAAAGAAUUAGCUUAUAUCCAGAAACUUCACCACUUUGUACAACUGCUAUAACUAAUGGCGUUCAGGUGCGUGCAUCUGCUGUUUUUGUUCCAGAAAAUAGUGAUCUUCAAAGUGAAGCGGACAAGUAUUUUUUCUCUUAUUCAAUUCGCAUGCGGCUUAUUUCUCAAGGAAAUAUAUUAGAUGGCACGUGCUUGACUUCUUGUCAGCUUUAUUCACGGCAUUGGAUCUUCCGGGCAAAUGGCACUGUUGUGUCUGAUAUCAGUGAUAAGGCUGUGAUUGGAAAGUAUCCUCUACUAUAUGUAGAUGGUGAAGAAUUUGUAUAUGAAAGCUGCACCAACCAACUAUCAUCUUCUGGUUCAGCUGAGGGUGCCUUCACAUUUGUACCUGGCAGUUUAAGAAGCCCCAAAGGUAGACCUUUUGAUGCUGAAAUCGCUCAGUUUCCGGUCAGCCUUCCAGAGUAUAUAUUCUAAUCAGGAACGCUUCACCUGAAGUCCGAAGACCAUGAAGCACUCGUCUUUGACAAAGAAGGGGGCCAAGUAUGCUAUUUGAAUAAUUUACUGUCAUAUAUGAUGUGACAAAAUUAUUGCGUGCCAGAUUCGUGGCCUAGUUCCUGUUGCAAAUGCUUCUGUACAUAGGCAUGAAAGUGCAGAGAAAUUCAAGAUGUUGUAACAAGGGAUCUGCUUAAAACCAUUCUGGAUUUUAUGAUUUCAAGGUAUUUAUUGUGCCCUUUUCAGAAUUUGAAAUCCAGUUCACGAAAUAUUUUAUUUUGGUUA